Molecule: messenger RNA, 135 nt
Organism: Funneliformis geosporum
Lineage: Eukaryota; Fungi; Glomeromycota; Glomeromycetes; Glomerales; Glomeraceae
Source: the annotation of a GenBank genome assembly
AUAAACAAUAUUUCUGAAGAAAACGAAGAAAUGAGUGAUGCGAAAGGUGAAGAUGAUAUCGAGGAUGUUGUAAGUUUGGAUGUUGAAAACAAGUAUGACUUUUUGGAAAAAAUAUCCUUGCAAAAAGCCUUAUAA